CUCCGCCUCCCCCCGCAGAGUCCCGUAAAAGCAACAGAGGUGACUAGGCCACGCGAGCCGGCGUGGUGUCCCUCCGCCCGGCCGAGGGCACUCCUUUUCGUGUCUUUCCACCGUUCCCGGGCGGCGUCCGGGCGGCUCACCGGGGGCGGCGACGCGGUUGCGGCGCGGUCGGCCAGGCUCCAGGGCUAUGAGGUGAGGGCGCCCGGGUACAGGAGGCGGCAGCGCGGCGCCAGGACGCAGGACGCAAGCCUCGAAGCUGGCGGCUGCCUCUGGGACCCCGCGGCCGCGCGUGAGGCGAGGAGAGAACAUUGAAAUUAUUCUCUAAGCUAUUUGAAGAGAGUGACUAAAUGCACCUGGGUCAGGCUGUCUGUGGGUAUGAAGUGGUUGGGAGAAUCCAAGAACAUGGUGGUGAAUGGCAGGAGAAAUGGAGGCAAGUUGUCUAAUGACCAUCAGCAGAAUCAAUCAAAAUUACAGCACACGGGAAAGGACACCGUGAAGGCUGGCAAAAACGCAGUGGAGAGGAGGUCAAGCAGAUGUAAUGGUAAUUCAGGAUUCGAGGGACAGAGUCGAUAUGUGCCAUCUUCUGGAAUGUCUGCCAAGGAACUCUGUGAAAAUGAUGACCUAGCAACCAGUUUGGUUCUUGACCCCUAUUUAGGUUUUCAAACACACAAAAUGAAUACUAGCGCCUUUCCUUCGAGGAGCUCAAGGCAUUUUUCAAAAUCUGACAGUUUUCCUCACAACAACCCUGUGAGAUUUCGGCCUAUUAAAGGAAGGCAAGAAGAACUAAAGGAAGUAAUUGAACGUUUUAAAAAAGAUGAGCACUUGGAGAAAGCCUUCAAAUGUUUGACUUCAGGCGAAUGGGCACGGCACUAUUUUCUCAACAAGAACAAAAUGCAGGAGAAAUUAUUCAAGGAACAUGUGUUCAUUUACUUGAGAAUGUUUGCAACUGACAGUGGAUUUGAAAUACUGCCCUGUAAUAGAUACUCAUCAGAACAAAAUGGAGCCAAGAUAGUUGCAACGAAAGAGUGGAAACGAAAUGACAAAAUAGAAUUACUGGUGGGUUGUAUUGCCGAACUUUCAGAAAUUGAGGAGAACAUGCUACUUAGACAUGGAGAAAAUGACUUCAGUGUCAUGUAUUCCACGAGGAAAAACUGCGCUCAGCUCUGGCUCGGCCCCGCGGCGUUUAUCAACCACGAUUGCAGACCUAACUGUAAGUUUGUGUCAACUGGUCGAGACACAGCAUGUGUGAAGGCUCUAAGAGAUAUUGAACCUGGAGAAGAAAUUUCUUGUUACUAUGGAGAUGGGUUUUUUGGAGAAAAUAAUGAGUUCUGCGAGUGUUACACUUGUGAAAGACGGGGAACUGGUGCUUUUAAAUCCAGAGUGGGACUGCCUGCGCCUGCUCCUGUUAUCAAUAGCAAAUAUGGACUCAGAGAAACAGAUAAACGUUUAAAUAGGCUUAAAAAGUUAGGUGACAGCAGCAAAAAUUCAGACAGUCAGUCUGUCAGCUCUAACACUGAUGCAGAUACCACUCAGGAAAAAAACAAUGCAACUUCUAGCCGAAAAUCUUCAGUUGGCAUGAAAAAGACCAGCAAGAGCAGAACAUUAACAAGGCAGUCUAUGUCAAGAAUUCCAGCUUCUUCCAAUUCUACCUCAUCUAAGCUAACUCACAUAAAUAAUUCCAGGGUACCAAAGAAACUGAAAAAGCCUGCAAAGCCUUUACUUUCGAAGGUAAAAUUAAGAAACCAUUGCAAACGGCUGGAGCAGAAGAGUGCUUCGAGAAAACUCGAGAUGGGAAACUUAGUCCUUAAAGAGCCUAAAGUUGUUCUAUAUAAAAAUUUGCCCAUUAAGAAAGAUAAGGAGCCAGAGGGACCAGUACAAGCCACAGUGGCUAGUGGGUGCUUAACUAGACACGCAGCAAGAGAGCACAAACAGAACUCUGGGCGAGGGGCCCCUCCGCCCGGGGAGGGAGCUCCCAGCACGUACACAACCAGGCGGUCCAUGAGGACGAGAAUGAACUUUAAGGAGACCUCUGACAUCAAGCUGGAACCAAAUACGUCAGAUGGCUAUGAAAACGGUUUGACUGAGUCUUGCCCAGACAGUGGCGAGCAGCCAACUCCUGUGGCACAGGAAGAAGAACUUGCUCAUGACACUGCACAAAAGGGGGAAGCAAAGUGUCCUAAGAGCGAGAACAGUCUUGCAAAAAAGAAGUCACGACAAGGAAAACUAGUGAAGCAGUUGGCAAAAGUAGAGGAAUCCCCUCCGGUGCGUGAUCCUCCUGGAAAAGCCAGCGUGGUACCUGAUGGGGCGGGGUCCCUCCCCGACCAGGGCCAGCACAGCAGCACCGAGGGUGUGCCUGGAAGUUACUUGGACUGGGCCCCUUCGCCUCUGGAUGGUUCGGUGGUGACAUCAGAUAGCUUCAAAACAAAAGAUGGCUUCAGAACUGCAAAAAGUAAAAAGAAGAGGCGGAUCACAAGGUAUGAUGCACAGUUAAUCCUGGAAAAUAACUCUGGGAUCCCCAAAUUGACUCUUCGAAGGCGCCACGAUAGCAGCAGCAAGACAAAUGAUCCGGAGAACGAUGGGAUGAAUUCUUCCAAAAUAAGCAUCAAGUUAAGUAAAGACCAUGAAAAUGAUAAUAAUCUCUAUGUAGCAAAGCUUAAUAAUGGAUUUAACUCAGGAUCAGGUAGUAGUUCUACAAAAUUAAAAAUCCAGCUAAAGCGGGAUGAGGAGAGUCGGGGGUCAUGUACAGAGGGGCUUCAUGAAAAUGGGGUGUGCUGUAGCGACCCUCUCUCUCUCCUGGAGUCGCGCAUGGAAGUCGACGACUACAGUCAGUAUGAAGAGGAAAGUACAGACGGUUCCUCCUCCUCAGAGGGAGACGAAGAAGAGGACGACUAUGAGGAUGACUUUGAGGAUGACUUUAUUCCCCUUCCACCAGCCAAGCGAUUAAGGCUAAUAGUUGGGAAAGACUCUAUAGAUAUUGACAUUUCUUCCCGGAGAAGAGAAGAUCAGUCUUUGAGGCUUAAUGCAUAAGCUCUGGGUCUUAAUUUGACCUGGGAUAACUACUUUAAAGAAAUAAAUUCCAGUCAGUUACUCCUCAACUGAAACAUUUUAGCGGCAGCACUUCUCUCGUUUCUUCACUUAUCAGCAUAAUACCUAGAAAAGUGUACAGCGUACUGACUCUUCUGAAGUCUGAUUUGUGCACAUUUUUAUUGUACUUUUUAAAUAGCCUUCUUAUGUGCAAUCCUGAGUUAGAGGUUAAGCCCUGUUGUAAAAUAAAGGCUCAAGCAAAACUGUACAGUGAUAGCAACUUUCCACACAGGACAUUGGAAACAAUAAUGUGGCUACACGAUUUUUUUUUUUUUAACUUUAAGAGCAUUAACUAGCUCUUUAAUAUAUGACUAAACAAUAAUUUAAAACAAAUCAUAGUAGCAGCAUAUUAAGGUUUUCUAGUAUAUGCUAAUAUCACCAGCAAUGAUCUUUGGCUUUUUGAUUUAUUCGCUAGAUGUUGCCCCCUUGGAGUUUUGUCAGUUCCACACUGUUUGCUGGCCCAGGUGUACUGUGUGUGGCCUUGGUUGGAAGUCAAAUUGGUUUCUUUAAAAAAAAAGUACAAUUCCAUGUGUGACAGCCAACUUUUCAGUACAUUACAUGUACGAGGGUAGCAGUGUGCAGGAUGAGUUUUGAUGAGGCGUAUUUAUUGCUUGUCAUGUAAGUUAAAGACCUUGUAUUUAACACUUUUCAAUACUUUUAGAUAAAAUUGUUCUUUGCAAGAAUGAUUGGUGCUUAUUUUUUCAAAAAUUUGCUGUGAACAAUGUGAUGACAACAAGCAACAUUUAUCUAAUGAACUACAGCUAUCUUAAUUUGGGUCUUCAAGUUUUCUGUUGCACUUGUAAAAUGCUACAAGGAAUAUUAAAAAACUAUUCACUUUAACUUAUAAUAGUUUAUGAAAUAAAAACAUGAGUCACAGCUUUUGUUCUGUGGUAACCUAUAAAAAUGUUUGUCUUUGAAAUUCAAUGUAAAGAACUGAAAACAAUGUAUAUGUUGUAAAUAUUUGUGUGUUGUGAGAAAUUUUUGUCAUAAGAAAUUAAAAGAACUUACCAGGAAGGUUUUUAAGUUUAGAAAUAUCCAUGCCAAUAAAAUAGGAAAUUAUAAAUAUAUAGUUUUAAGCACUGCAUCAGUGGGAGUUCUUGGCUUAUGUUAGUUUAUGUAUGAAAAUAUCAAAGAGUUUUUGACUAUAUUAUCAGUUAAACAAAAAGAAGAGUCAGAUUUAAUUUGUUUUUGAAGCACUUUGAGAAGAGAAAUUAAUUUUAAGUAACUUAAUGAGCAAAAUUUUACUACUUUCUGUUCAGUACCAGUCUUUCAUUUUUCUGUAUUUUACAAAUCAUUGGACAAAGAAUCUGGGGAUUGAACCCAUGACAGGUGUUUGACGCCAGCUGGUCUGUUUCUGGGAAGUGUGUGUGUGUACUUUCUGAUACACAGUGUUCCUAAGUAAAACCCAAGUUAGGGCGUCCGUGUCAUGUCUGGCAAGGUAGCCCAGGUUUUAAAAUGUUCGAAGGAAUCAGCAGGUAAUGAGAAGUCCCGUGGAGAAGACAUCCACGCUUGCUGUUGUUUCUGACUGAUUCCUACCAGUUUCCAGAAUCUGGGAAAUUUAAGUUCCUUAACACUAUUGCCAGUACGUUCCAAGUAGAAAUUAAUAACGUUCAUAAAAGUUGUUUAAAUUGAGAGGUUCUUUUUCAUCCUCAUGUUCUUCAAGGAAUCACUUCUGUAGUCUUGUAUCGUCCCAUCCUUGUGAGUUACAGGGCAGUCGAACCCCUCAGGUCUCCACGUGACAGCAUGUGGCGCACAGCUUUGCUCCAUCCAGAGUUCCUCACCUCGGGAAGCAGGGCAGCCCCGCAGGGAGCACUUUACAGACCGUGUCCCGUCCUCACCGUGCCCCUGCGUAGAAAUGUGAGAGACUCGCGCCGCUGAGGAAGGCCACGCAGAGGGUCACCUCUUUCAUCCCCACCUUAGAUUGGAGUGUUUUGUGGAGGGUCAGAGGCCAUAUCUUGCAUUGUUUCUUGGAAUACCAACAGCCAUUGCAGGCAUUUCAGUCUUAAGGAAAAAAUAAUAAAAUCAUCCUAUUUCUCACUUUUCACCCUUUGUUAAGCUUUGUUUUAGUAACUUAUUGAUGUUAGUUUUAACUUUAUUGCGGCCUUGUCCUUUAAGGCCGACCUUCCUGUGGGUCUGCAUGGUGACGCGGUGACGCCAGCAGUCGCUGCCUCAGGAGCUGGCGUGCAGGAGGGCUGGGCAGCCGCUGCGGGCGCCUUGCUGGGGGACCGGCUUCCGCUGUUCCACGGAGGGGCCUCAGGGCCCUCUCUGCUCUGCCAUGUGGGGUGGGGCUGCGAGAUCCACUUGCGGUGACUGCCCAGAAGAGGUCGAUGAAACUUUCAUUCAAUAAAACUCCUACCUUGAGCUUAUGCAAUGAUUGGGAAAGACUUUGGCAUUGUAAGAAUUAGGAAAUGAUCAUAGCAACAUAUGUAAAGUUUUCAAUUUUCAAUCAUUUUUCAAACUACUGUUUUAAAUUGUUUUGCUGAGUUGUAAUACUUUUGAGAUACAAUGUAUUCCUUGUACUGAAAGAAUGGGAAAAAAAAGGACUUUUUCAGCAUUUGAGGUAAGUUCUUUAACGUUUCAUUAAAAACAUUUUUUACAAAUAUUUUGUACAUGCACUUGCAGUAUUGAGGUUAAUCAUUUUAAUAAAUUCGGAAAUUAAAACAA
Messenger RNA from Pteronotus mesoamericanus, 5748 nucleotides. It is a transcript of the gene KMT5B, whose product is annotated as lysine methyltransferase 5B. Gene Ontology annotation, molecular function: protein binding; histone H4K20 methyltransferase activity. Gene Ontology annotation, cellular component: nucleus. The coding region runs from base 376 to 3027 and encodes 883 amino acids. The record is from RefSeq and is a predicted model, not a curated record. Lineage: Eukaryota; Metazoa; Chordata; Mammalia; Chiroptera; Mormoopidae. The transcript is spliced from 11 exons.